CAAGCUGAUUGGCCGACCAAUCUGUCAUUCUGCUGACAGCCGCGAGGGGUGUGACCAAACAGACGCUGCACGACGAAGAACGAGCGCGCCCAUUGGCUUCUUUCCUGGUACACCUGUUCAAUUGCUUGUUAACACAAAUAUCUAAUCAGCCAAUCACGACAGAAACUCAAUGCAUCUAGGCAUGUAGACGUGGUCAAGACAACUUGCUGAAGUGUGGAUGAAAAUUCCUUGUUGAUGUCAGACGAGCAGGGGGCCGUUCUACGGCACUACACCGGAGCUCAGACUGGAGGAGGAAGAGAGGCCACACUAUGGACUGUGAAGGAGCCAGAUCCACAGGAUCCAGUAUGACUGCCGUACCAGACUGAUAAUAAACAAGGAAUGGCUCACGUGGCCAUACAGAGCAGGGUAGAAGAUGAGACCCAUGGAGCAGAUGUGUUGGAUGAAUUCACUGCCCCUGGAGAACAAAGGAGCUUUUUGGAGCAAAGCCGUGCCCAUGUGCAAGCAUUAUUCCCAGUGAUGUUCACCGUGCUGGGAUGUUUGGAGAACUUCAAUUAUGACGGAACAGAGAAUCCAACGAAUCGGGGCCGCAUUUGGCUGCAACUUAAAGGAAAAAGACAAGCUGUACUCAAAGCUAAGGAGUAUGUUAAAGGCCUUUGUGAGCCCGAGAUGGAAUUAAAGGAAAGCUACCCCAAGGAGAUGCAUUGCAUAUUUGCUGGUGCUCAGAGUUUAUUUCUCAACCGUCUCAUAACAGACACUUGUGCCCAUGUGGCCUUGGUGGAAAUCGGGGUCCUUAGUAUUAAAGGGGGAAUGGAACCUGUUGUCUUGGCUCAAAGUCACAUCCAACAAUUUGUUAGACUUUUUAGAAAGAGUGAAAUUUUACCCCAGGGUCAAGAGCCAGAGGUAAAACGGAGGUUUAAACAUUUCGUUGAGGAAAAUGCAGAUAAAUAUACAAUGGACUUAUUGUUGCUGCCCAGUGCUUUAAAAGAAGAGCUACUGAAUCUUACGACUGAGGACCAGUCUUGUUCAUCUCCAGAUAAUGCAGAUCUUGAGAUAGCCACAGUAAAUACCAGUGCUAACAACCAGGCCCAUAGUAGUCAAUGCACUGAACAGGUAAGAAGAAGCACAGGGACUCCUGUGACAGAGCUGACUAACCAGCUGGAUUCUGUAUUUGCCACUGUACCAGAGACCCUACCAAACCCUGCACUCGAGACUCUUUCCCAACAGGACAGAUUGUCAACAAAGAGACGAUGUUCAGAGAAUGAAGAAAGAUGCCUAAAGAAGCCAUUUUCUAUAGAAUGCAUUCAGUUAGAUAGUCCCGUCCCCAGAGCUGCUGGUAAGGCUGAUCUUUCCAUUAUUGACUUGGUAUCUGACUCUGGUGAAGACUCCCUUAUCAUUGUAGAAAAUUACAACGAUGUAAGUGCAGAAACGGAAUACAAAAUCCGUGUAAACUUUUUUAAGACUAUGGGAUAUUCUGAGGAAGUAGUUAAAAAGGUUAUCAAUGACUUGGGAGAGACUGUGGAACCCUUAAAACUUCUAGAGGAAAUAGAAAAAGAAAGCAAAAGGGUGCCAACAUCGCAGAGCCAGUUGCAGAAUAACAACUGCUGUCAGCAAAACUCCAAAGAUGUUAAUGUUCCUGAAAAGGAAUCUCUGCUACAGCAGGAGGGGAUGAUAGAUCCUGUCAGUACAUACACAUCCAGUAAUGGAGACUUUGUGAAGCCUAAGUCAAGUUGGUACAAUCACAUAGAUCCUGAAAGAUUGACUGAUCAAAGACCGGAAAUGGAAAAGACUUUACCAAAACAUAUUAGCUUUGUUGCAAGAGGUACUUCUAGUCUUCCAAAGAAUAAACAUAUCAAACUCCCAGAAGGACCAGGACCCUCCAACCUGCCUCCAGCUAUGGUUACAAUGCAGAUGCCGGUCAUACCCAGCAGCUCUAGUUUUUGCCCACCAAAACGUUUGCAAAAUGACCUAAUGCCCUCAGCAUCUGAGAGGCCAGACCUGCACAAGCCAUCUGUAACUGGAGUUCAAAUAUUCCUGAAUUCUAUUAAAACACCUUAUAGACUUGAGUUAAAAAAUGAGCCUGGAAGACCAAAUCUUAGACACAUCAUUAUUGAUGGAAGCAAUGUUGCUAUGAGCCAUGGGUUAUCGAAGUUCUUCUCUUGUCGAGGAAUUGCAGUCGCAGUAGAAUAUUUUUGGAAGAAAGGACACAGGAAAAUCACAGUGUUUGUUCCUCAAUGGAGAACAAAGAGAGAUCCCAAUAUCACAGAGCAACAUUUUCUUCAGCAGCUGGAAGAACUGGGAAUCUUAUCUUUCACCCCUUCAAGGACAGUGUUGGGUUCUCGAAUAGCAUCACAUGAUGACAGGUUCCUUCUGCACUUGGCAGAGAAGACUGGAGGAAUCAUAGUUACAAAUGACAAUCUGAGAGAGUUUGUUGUUGAAUCUCAUGAAUGGACCAAGAUUAUCAAAGAAAGAUUAUUACAAUACACUUUUGCUGGUGAUAUCUUCAUGAUCCCAGAUGACCCAUUGGGACGAUAUGGGCCAAAGCUGGAUGAUUUCCUCAGCAAUCAGCCUGAGCAUAGAAAUUAUCCUCUCACCCCUCGUCCAUUGGACAGUGGCGUGUUUUUUCCCAGCCAUGACAUCUCUGUCUCCGGGACGUUCCAAACCUGCACUGAUGACUCAAAUCACAGAGCUUUCUUACCCAUAGACAAAAAACCUACACUCAGUCCGGCCAUGCAGAACAUCCUGCGCCCACAGGCUAUCGUCCCCCCACAGAGGACUCCUCACGAGACUUUGUCACUAAAAGAUGCCCUAUUAAAAAUAUUUCCUGAAUCCCAACAAAGGGAGAAAAUUAACCAGGUCUUGGCUGCACAUCCUUACAUGCGGGAUCUCAAUGCACUGUCAGCUAUGAUUCUCGACUGAGCACAGUCAUGCCCUAUUUUAUGUUGAUGCUUCUCAUCUUUCCUAAGCAAACCUGUUUUAUUUGCCAAACCUGUUUAUUUGCCCCAUAUUUGCCUUCUCUGUGCCAGACCUGGCACCAAUGCAAUCAUUGUUUUGUUUCCUGUACUAAUAUCCAUUGUUUCUUUGAUAAGACUAGGAAAUUAUUAGGUUGAAUACAGAUAAAACAUAUGAAUGUAAAGUUUUAUAUUUCUAUUUCUCUAAAAAGUCUGACCCGUAAAUGCACUUAGAUACAGACAUUUUGUCUUUACACUAAUUUAAGGGUUUGACUAGCUGCCCUCUCCCAGAUAAACCUCUUAAAGGGGUACUCCGCCUCUAGACACCUUAUCCCCUAUCCAAAGGAUAGAGGAUAAGAUGUCUGAUCGCGGGGGUCCUGCCGCUGGGGACCCCCGCCAUCUCUGCUGUGGCAGCACCCCACUGUCAUUACGCACAGAGCGAGUUCGCUCUGUGCAGUGAUGAUGGGCGAUACAGGGGCCGGAGCAUCGUAACGUCACGGCUUCACCCCCUCGUGGUGUCACAUUCCGCCCCCUCAAUACAAGUCUAUGGGAUGGGGUGUGGCGGCCAUCAUGCCCCCUCCCAUAUACUUGCAUUAAGUGAUGUCACGCGGAGCCAUGACUUCACGAUGCUCCGAACCCUGUAUGAUGACAGCGGGAUAGGGGAUAAGCUUUGGAUAGGGGAUAAGAUGUCUAGGGCGGAGUACCCCUUUAAAUUCUGAAAUUUAAAUCAUAUUGAUAAAGCAUUAAACCAGUUUGCAGCCAAUAUACAGCUCCCUAAACUAUAGUCUGAGGGAUAGGGGUUGCAGUGCUUCCAUAUUCUACUGAAUUAGAGAUGAGCGAACUUACAGUAAAUUCGAUUCGUCACGAACUUAUCAGCUCGGCAG
Messenger RNA from Hyla sarda, 3832 nucleotides. RefSeq names its product NEDD4 binding protein 1 (gene N4BP1). The record is from RefSeq and is a predicted model, not a curated record. Gene Ontology annotation, biological process: negative regulation of proteasomal ubiquitin-dependent protein catabolic process; negative regulation of protein ubiquitination. Gene Ontology annotation, cellular component: nucleus; PML body. The transcript has 9 exons. Bases 379 to 2916 code for a protein of 845 amino acids. NCBI's taxonomy places the organism in Eukaryota, Metazoa, Chordata, Amphibia, Anura, Hylidae.